AUGGCAGCUCCUACGCAACUUGCUUACCGUACGCUCAAGGGCAUUGGCCUCAUGGAUGCCGCCCCUGUCUAUGAGCCUCUAGCGGGAUUCGUGAGACCAGAGGGCAACCUCCGCUGUAGCGCCUACUCGCCCUGUGGCCGAUACUACGCCUGGGCUUCGCCCGAAAAGGUCACCAUCAUCGACCCCUCCGUUGGCCAUGUCGUCGGGACUAUCCCCGCCGAAAACGUGUUUGAAUUGGGUUUCUCCCCGCUCGGCACCUACGUGAUCACCUGGCAGCGUACGUCUAAGGAUGCGAACGGAGACGCCGUUAAGAACUUGAAGGUGUGGCGUGCCAUUGAGGCCGGAGACGAGCACUCGGUCGUGGGUAGUUUCGUCCAGAAGUCGCAGACCGGAUGGAACCUGCAAUACACCGCCGAUGAGAAGCUGUGCGCCCGCACUGUGACCAACGAGGUCCAGUUCUACCAGAGCGAUAACCUGUCCACUGUCUGGAACAAGUUACGCGUGGAGGGUGUUACGGACUUUGCGUUGUCGCCCGGCCAGACCCAGUCGAUUGCGGUGUUCAUCCCCGAGCGCAAGGGUCAGCCUGCUCAGGUCAAGGUGUUCAUCGUUCCACAGUUCACUGCGCCUGUCUCCCAGAAGAGCUUCUUCAAGGGUGACAAGGUUCAGUUGAAGUGGAACGCUUCCGGAACUACCUUGAUCGUGCUUGCGCAGACUGAAGUGGACCGUACUGGCAAGAGUUAUUACGGCGAGACUACUCUGUACUUGCUUAGCGCCAGUGGUGCAUUUGACUCGCGCAUUGACCUUGACAAGGAAGGACCUAUUCACGAUGUCAGUUGGAACCCCAACUCCAAGGAGUUUGGUGUUGUAUACGGUUAUAUGCCUGCUAAGACCACCAUCUUCAACUUCCGCGGUGUUCCCAAGCACAACUUCCCCCUUGCUCCUCGCAACACCAUCCAGUUCUCGCCACAUGGCCGCUUUGUGCUGGUUGCCGGUUUCGGUAACCUGGCAGGACAGAUGGAUCUCUACGACAUGGACAAGAACUACCACAAGAUCACCACCGUCGAGGCUUCCAACGCCAGCGUGUGCGCCUGGUCCCCCGAUGGACAGUACAUCUUGACCGCAACGACCAGCCCCCGCCUGCGUGUCGACAACGGCGUGCGCAUUUGGCACCUGAGCGGCAAUCUCAUGUACAACGAAGAAAUGACCGAGCUGUACGACGUCACCUGGCGCCCACAGACCAUUGAUCAGCACCCACUGGGCGAGCCGCUCACCAAGCUUCCGGUACCCCACCCCUCCGCAACAGCUUAUAUGGGCACGCGCAAGGCCCCCGUCAAGCCCGCGGGCGCCUACCGUCCCCCCGGUGCCCGCGGUCAGUUGACUCCCCUUGCAUUCAAGCGUGAGGACGAAGGUGGUGCCGCCUUUGUCCGCGAAGGUGUGCCCGGUGCCAGCAUGAACGGCUUUGGCAAGCCCCGCCGUCGUGAGAUCCCCGGUGCUGAGCCCUCGGAGGAGUACCUGCCUCCCGGAGCCGCUCCCGGCGGUGGGGUUGCUCUGCCUACUGAGAACCUGUCCAAGUCUGCCGCGAAGAACAAGAAGAAGCGCGAGGCGGCCAAGAAGGCCAAGGAAGACGGUGUUGACGCCACCCCCGCCAACGCCCCUGCCAAUGCCCCUACUGGCCCCAGCCCUGACCGCCGCAACCGCAACAAGAACACUCCUAACGGAAACGGUGCUGCCAAGGCUGCUUCUGCUUCUGCCCCUGUUGCUGCUGCUCCUGUUGCUGCUUCUGCCCCCGCCCCUGCGCCUGUCGAGGAUCCCUCUGCUCAAGAUAAGAAGAUCCGCGGCCUUUUGAAGAAGAUCCGCGCUAUCGAUGAGCUUAAGAUGCGUCUUGCAGGCGGUGAGAAGCUGGAGGAUACACAGAUGAAGAAGAUCCAGACCGAGGAUGCGGUGCGGAAAGAGUUGUCCGGUGUUGGAUAUGAUGGUUAA
Penicillium soppii is the source of this 1980-nucleotide messenger RNA. Its product is annotated as translation initiation factor 2A. The coding region runs from base 1 to 1980 and encodes 659 amino acids. The transcript is spliced from 5 exons. The record is from RefSeq and is a predicted model, not a curated record. NCBI's taxonomy places the organism in Eukaryota, Fungi, Ascomycota, Eurotiomycetes, Eurotiales, Aspergillaceae. Gene Ontology annotation, biological process: translational initiation. Gene Ontology annotation, molecular function: translation initiation factor activity; ribosome binding; tRNA binding. Gene Ontology annotation, cellular component: cytosolic small ribosomal subunit.